This is a messenger RNA of Vombatus ursinus (common wombat), 2110 nucleotides long. RefSeq names its product T-cell immunoglobulin and mucin domain-containing protein 4-like. The transcript has 8 exons. The coding region runs from base 103 to 1116 and encodes 337 amino acids. The record is from RefSeq and is a predicted model, not a curated record. NCBI's taxonomy places the organism in Eukaryota, Metazoa, Chordata, Mammalia, Diprotodontia, Vombatidae.
AGAAGCAAAACUCAGAGGGUUCAACCCUGUCAGAAUUCUAGAAUUUAUAAGCAAUGUAUUUUGAAAGGAGACACAGAAUCCCAGGAUCAGGAACCAGCCAAAAUGACCAGUGGAGUGCUGUGUUUCUGGAUGGUUAUCGAGCUCUGUCUGACCCACGCCAUAUCAAAUACUGUGAGGGGUUUUUUGGGUCACUCCGUACAGUUGCCUUGUUCCUACAGAGUUAAAAAUAGACAGACUCAUGUGAUGUGCUGGGGAAAGGAUACAUGUCCCAAUAGCAAAUGCAGUGCAGAGAUUAUCAGGACUAAUGGAAAACGAGUGUCAUGGUCAAAGUCUUCAAAAUAUGAACUUCAAGGAAAUAUCCAGAGAGGUGAUGUGACCCUGACAAUCAAAAACACAAAUGAAGGCGAUAUUGGCACAUACUGUUGUCGCGUAGAGGUGCCUGGGUGGUUUAAUGAUAUCAAAAAGGAAGUGGUUCUGCACCUGCAGAAAGCUCCAACUACAACUACUCGUCAGACUACAACUACUCCUCUGACUACUACUACUCCUCUGACUACAACAACUCAUCUACCUACAACUACUCAGUUGGCUACAACUGCUCUUGCUGCUACAACUGCUCUUCCUGCUAUAACUACUCAUCUGGCUACAGCAACUUGUCCAACUACAAUAGCCACAACAGCUCUCCAAAUGACCACUUCAGCCAUGUCUAACCUAACAACUAUAAUGACACACCAAUCGACUACAGUCACUCUCGAAUCAACAACAGCAGUUCUUCCUCGGAAAUCAACUUCUAAUCAAGCGAUAACCCCGGCUCUGACCACUUUCCCAUUGACAGAAGUUGCUCCUGUGACUACAGACACCACAAGUUUUCCGAAAAAUGAUUCUGAACUCGAAGAGAUAAGAGCUUCCAGAGAUCCUGAACUACUGAUAAUUAUAGUCCCACUGGUGGGUUUUGUGAUCCUCCUGAUGCUGCUGGCUUUUAUUUUGAGAGGUAAAAUCAUAAGAAAGAAUCAUUCCAUUACACACAAAAGGUCAAACAAUGCUGGAGAAGAUAGCAAUGCUCUUAGCACCCUGCCUAGUACGAUAGAAGAAGAUGAAGAAGGCUUUUUUAACCUCUGAGAACUUUCAUUUGGAGAAGCACCCAGGUUUGUCCAUCUCGGAACUCCAAAGGAGCUGAACCAGGGACAUCAUUAGGAAAAGCUUCACCAGGCAUUACACACCAUCGUGGUAAAUCUGAUUGCUUGGACCUCGUAGGCUCAGAAGAUGUGGGUGUGGGCCAUACUGCCUUGGAUUUCACUGUUUCAUGAGUCUGCUCCAUGCUGCCAUCACAGCUGUCCUAUUUUCUCUCUGCUGAACAUCUAUUGCCAGCAUCAUAUCCCAUGAACCAUCCUGCCUUCCUUCCUUUUGUUUGUAUUAUUGGCUGGAAUGUCUUGUUCCACUUCCUUAGAAGAAUUCUUAAAAAGGAGAUACCAGUCCUUGACCCCCAAGCUUGGCUGGCUAUCAACUUCUUCAUUUGUAAAAUGACAGGUUCGACAAGAUUUCCUUUCAACUCUGCAGUGUUCUGAGCCUGAGAUCCUGGUCAUUUAGUGUCAGCAUUUCUGUUUGCUUAUUUGCGUGAUGGAAACAUUUUGAAUUACCAGUAACUUUUCUCCCUGUAAACUGGUCUGCCUCCUCUUUUCUCAUGGAGCAUAUUUUUUUUUUAACAGGAUUUCUUUCUUUUUUCCUUCUGGCUCAAAAUUUGAUAAUCCUGUGAUCUUCUAUAUCGGUGGCAUGCUUCUUUCUAGUUGUAUAGCUUAGAGCAAGUCUUCAUUUCUCUGGACCUCAAUUUCCUAUCUAUAAAAUGAAAGGGAUAGAGUAGAUAGUCUCCAAGUUCCCUUAACAUUUUAUGAUUCCUGUUUGGAAAUUGUCCUUAAACCCUGAAGCAUACUCUUGUGUAAUUUUACUGGUGGAAAUCCUUUUUCCUUUAAGGGCAAAUUUAAUUUUUGGAAAAAGUUCAAAUUCUAAGCUAAAUAUGGUGAAUGAGGUGGAUGAUCAAGCUGGGGAAUACCAUUUUUGUUAUAAUGUGAGGUAGGGGCAUACAAUAAAGAGCUUGAUUUUGUGGUGUGAUCUGUAA